GAGAAGAAACAGCCUGGAGCUUGAAUAACCGGUUCAAGGUUACCGUGUUGACAGGCUCUCCAUAAGUUGCACAAGUUGAUCUUGAACUUCUGAUUCUGCUGCCUCAGCCUUCUAAGUAGCUGUGAUUAGAGUCCUGCACCACCACACCCAGCUGAGUAAUUUUUGAGAUUCGUUUUCUUCAUCUGCUUUUUAACAAGGAUAGAAGGACAAGGACAGAAUCACCAGCACUGGCUGAAGGUACCUUAACAUGGGGAAUCUUCUUAAAGUUUUGACAUGCACAGACCUUGAGCAGGGGCCAAAUUUUUUCCUUGAUUUUGAAAAUGCCCAGCCUACAGAGUCUGAGAAGGAAAUUUAUAACCAGGUGAAUGUAGUAUUGAAAGAUGCUGAAGGCAUCUUGGAGGAUUUACAGUCCUACAGAGGAGCUGGCCAUGAAAUACGAGAGGCAAUCCAACAUCCAGCAGAUGAAAAGUUGCAAGAGAAGGCCUGGGGUGCAGUUGUUCCGUUAGUAGGCAAACUAAAGAAAUUUUAUGAAUUUUCUCAGAGGUUAGAAGCUGCAUUAAGAGGCCUUCUGGGAGCCUUGACCAGUACCCCAUAUUCACCCACCCAGCAUCUAGAGCGAGAGCAGGCUCUUGCUAAACAGUUCGCAGAAAUUCUUCACUUCACCCUCCGCUUUGAUGAACUCAAGAUGACAAAUCCUGCCAUACAGAAUGAUUUCAGCUACUACAGAAGAACGUUGAGUCGAAUGAGGAUUAAUAAUGUGCCAGCAGAAGGAGAAAAUGAAGUGAAUAAUGAAUUAGCAAAUCGAAUGUCUUUAUUUUACGCUGAGGCAACCCCGAUGCUGAAAACCUUAAGUGACGCUACAACAAAGUUUGUAUCCGAGAAUAAAAACUUACCAAUAGAAAAUACCACUGACUGUUUAAGCACCAUGGCUAGUGUAUGCAGAGUCAUGCUGGAAACGCCGGAAUACAGAAGCAGAUUUACCAAUGAAGAGACAGUGUCAUUCUGCUUGCGGGUAAUGGUGGGAGUCAUAAUCCUGUACGACCACGUACAUCCAGUGGGAGCAUUUGCCAAAACAUCCAAGAUUGAUAUGAAAGGUUGUAUCAAAGUUCUUAAGGACCAGCCUCCUAAUAGCGUAGAAGGUCUUCUAAAUGCUCUCAGGUACACGACAAAACAUUUGAAUGACGAGACUACCUCCAAGCAGAUCAAAUCCAUGCUGCAAUAACAGCUCUGGAUUUCAGGAGUGAAAGGGCAACAAUGUAAAGCAAAGUGGUGUGGCAGGAAGAGCAGCCCUGAAAGUUGAUAGGGGCAUGAGCAGGAGAGGGACUUCCAAGAAGAGAACAGAAGGCCAUGAAUCACCAGUGGGGAGAAAACUGCUGUGUUUGUGCUUUAAGGUCUUGAACCCUAAAUCGUGAAAUCUAAAUUUAAGGAGAAGCUGCGUGAAGACUGCCUGAUCCAGCCAUGCCAGCAGCUCAGUGACAAGAGCACCUGAGGGAUGGCACACGUGUGCUGGUUGGCCACGGAGGGAGGAGAAUCCCUGAGCCUGCCCACGGCCUUCUCUGCUCCUAGUGCCAGGUCAUGGCAACCAGCCCUUACUGAUCAAAUUGUGCCACCUCGUGCCGCCUUCUCCCUGUGCUCCUGUUGCACACCGUGUCUCCAGCCGAGCUUGAUGGCAUGCUGUGCACAGCUUGUUUAUUCGUGUGGUGUUGCUUCCAUAACUGAUCUCACUGGAAACUGCAUCUGACUUCCUCUUUCUCCUACCUGUCUGAUGAACACCAACUGUCAACUUUCAGGGAUCAGUUUAUGUUACCUCUUUCAAGAAGUUUUCUGGAUAAUGUUGACCAUGCUUUCUGCAUAUCUAAGAGAAUUGUAAUAAGUUGACUUGUGUUUGGAACCUGUACAUGUGACCUUAUUUCUAGGUGACAUUCAGGAGCUGGAGGUGACAUUUGGGACUCAGGUGGACCAUAGAUCCAAUGACAGUUCCUUAGCAAAGAAAGGAAACCAUACAGAGCAGAAACCAUGGAGGAUGGCAGGCGAGGCAAGCACUGUGUCUACGAGCCAAGGAAGGCUAAUUGCUGGAGCCACAAGCAGAAGGGAGCGUCCUGAAGUCUUCCACAGAACACUCAGAACCAAUCUGACUGAUGUUUUGAGUUCUCACUUUUGUUCUCUAGGGUGUGAAAAGGUGAAUUUCUAUUGUUGCAAGCCAUCCAGUUUGUAGUAAGUUGUUACAGCAGCCCUUGGAAUUUCAUGCAAGUGUUUCAUACAACAUCUCUGCUAUUUAAAUGCACUUUUGGCUGUCUUUUCUGAUACUAUGAGAAGCAUAGUGUCAGGAUCUGAGAAGAUGGUAUUAGAACUUUACGGAAGAGCCAUGUCUUGAUAAUCCUUCAGUGUUCCAGGGAAGGAUCUUGCACAGAACCCAUGUCUGAAUAGGUGCCAAAUGAAUGGUUAAAGUGAGUACUAUAAAAAUAAUAAUUCAGCUGAAAUAAUGUAGUACUACCACUAUGGCCUAUUCAGGUAACAGGUCAUAUUCUGCAUGUUGAAGAGUAAGCAAAAGAAAAGUCUCAGCUCUAGCCCAGGAGUCAGCAAACUGGUCAGUGGGCCAGUCCAUCCACUGUCUUUUUGUACGUCCUGUGAGCUAAAAACAGUUUUAAAAGGAUUUAAAAAAAAAAUGUUUUUUAGAAGGUUGAAUAAGUAUUUUGUAGCAUGAGAUAAGUAUAUGAAAUUCAGAUUUCAAUGUUGAUAAAUAAAAUUUUAU
Molecule: messenger RNA, 2752 nt
Organism: Octodon degus (degu)
Lineage: Eukaryota; Metazoa; Chordata; Mammalia; Rodentia; Octodontidae
Gene: Cyrib
Product: family with sequence similarity 49 member B
Exons: 15
Coding region: 248-1222 (324 amino acids)
Biological process (GO): regulation of actin filament polymerization; positive regulation of T cell activation
Molecular function (GO): small GTPase binding
Source: RefSeq, a predicted model, not a curated record